GGGGCAGGGACAGGGUGUGUGGUCAUGAAGUUGGAGGUGUUCGGCCCCCGCGCGGCCCACGGGGACAAGCCAGGUAGUGACUUGGAGGGUGCCGGCAGCAGCGACGCACCAUCUCCGCUGUCUGCAGCCGGCGACGAUUCCUUGGGCUCGGACGGGGACUGCGCGGCCAACAGCCCGGAGGCGGGCGGCAGCGCCGAGGAGCUGGCGGGCGGCGGCGAACGGAACGCAGGCUGCGGGCCGGGCGCUGAGGAGGAGGUCCCCGCAGCGGUGGCGGCGGGGCACGCGGAGGCCUGCGCAGCCGGGCCAGGUGCGGGGAGCGCGGGGGGCGGCGAGGGCGCGCGCAGCAAGCCGUACACGCGGCGGCCCAAGCCCCCGUACUCGUACAUCGCGCUCAUCGCCAUGGCUAUCCGCGACUCGGCUGGAGGGCGCCUGACGCUGGCCGAGAUCAACGAGUACCUCAUGGGCAAGUUCCCCUUCUUCCGCGGAAGCUACACGGGCUGGCGCAACUCCGUGCGCCACAACCUCUCACUUAACGACUGCUUCGUCAAGGUGCUGCGCGACCCCUCGCGGCCCUGGGGCAAGGACAACUACUGGAUGCUCAACCCCAACAGCGAGUACACCUUCGCCGACGGGGUCUUCCGCCGCCGCCGCAAGCGCCUCAGCCACCGGGCGGCAGCCCCCCAACCAGGGCUUCGGCCAGAGGAGGCCGCGGCCCACCCCGCCGCUGCGCCCCCUCCGCCCGCGCCCGCCGCCCCGACUUCUCCCCGUGAGCGCUCGCCCGCCCGCCACGAGGGGCGCGCCAGUCCUGCGGGCAAGUUUUCCAGUUCUUUCGCCAUAGACAGCAUCCUAAGCAAGCCCUUCCGCAGCCGCCGAGACGGGGACGCAGCCCCCGGGGCGCGGCUGCCAUGGGGCGCCGCACCCUGUCCGCCGCUCCCCACAUAUCCCGCGCUCCUCCCCGGAGCCUCCGGAGGGGCCCUGCUGCCGAUGUGCGCUUACAGUGCGGCGGAGCCCUUGCUGCUGAGCGCGCGCGGAGCCGACGCACCGCCGGCCGCGCCACCCGCAGUGCCUCACCUCUUGCUUGCGCCCCUCUCUGCCUCGGCCCCCGCCAAGCCGUUUCGUGGCCCCGCGGCUGGCGGCGGCGCGCACCUGUACUGCCCCCUGCGGCUGCCCGCGGCGCUGCAGGCGUCCUCAGCCGGUGGCCCCGGCCCGCACCUGCCUUACCCAGUGGAGACGCUUCUGGCCUGAGCUGCGCCGCGGAGCCCGGCAGCAGGGGUGGGCGCCAUCGGGCAGGCAGGGAACACAGGCUUGGGGUUUUUGCAUUUUCCAGCCAGACCAAAAAAAAAAAAAAAAAAAAAAGACUUUAAAAGAAAAAUUUCCAUCAAAUGUGCCUUAAAGCUAAAGCAUUUUUGACAGAAGUGUUUUAAUUUAGUUCAGAAUGUUUUCUUUCUUUUGUGACUUUACAGAGAACUAAACCAAUUCUUCAUAAUUGUUUUAGUUUACUGACCAAGCCUGUCCCUCCUUCACUUCACAAAGACUUUGUCUAUUUUCUUACUGCCCAGGCUCUCCCUUAUUCCUAUUUUUGUAGCACCUUCCAUUGAUUUUUCCCUUAAAACACACACACACACACACACACACACACACACACACACACACACAAUCAGGGAACCAUUUCAUAUGAUAAAUGAUAUGACUACUGUUUGGGGUUUAUUGGGGCCCCGCUCUAUGUAAGUAUGUGGCAUUUACAGGCAUGACUGAGUGUGAGAGAGGUGUCAGAGAAUCUUCAGUCAUUUCUCUGCUAUUGACCAAUGCUUCACUGUGCCAAAAGAUAAAAAAAAAAAAAAAAAAAAAGGCUGGGUUUUGUAAUUAAAUUAUUUAUAUAUUUUUGAAACCUGAAUUGAAAAUGUUGCAGGCAACGGGCUACAGCUUUAUUAGUGGUUCGGUGGUCUCUAACUGUGGUCUCCUUGGGCCAAGCAAUUUCUGUAAAGGAAAAUUUAACAUUACCUAUGUGGGGUGCCAGGACCACUGCCACAUGAAAGCGAGUGUGAUUUUUAUUUUUAAUAUUAUUUUAUUUGUGUCUGUACAUAUUCAUGUAUAAAUUUUAUGAAACCCAGGCAUAGUGCUUAUUUUUAAUAAAACUCACAACUGACUUUA
Herpailurus yagouaroundi (jaguarundi) is the source of this 2151-nucleotide messenger RNA. It is a transcript of the gene FOXQ1, whose product is annotated as forkhead box Q1. Bases 25 to 1245 code for a protein of 406 amino acids. Gene Ontology annotation, molecular function: DNA-binding transcription factor activity, RNA polymerase II-specific; RNA polymerase II cis-regulatory region sequence-specific DNA binding. The record is from RefSeq and is a predicted model, not a curated record. Lineage: Eukaryota; Metazoa; Chordata; Mammalia; Carnivora; Felidae. The transcript has a single exon. Gene Ontology annotation, biological process: anatomical structure morphogenesis; regulation of transcription by RNA polymerase II; cell differentiation.